UAUUUAAUGUUCUGUAAUUUAAUUGAUCUUGUUUUAACUUUUCUCUUCACCGUUUGCAACUCUCCUUAUUUUUUUCGACGCGGUUUUUUUCAUCUAUAAAUAUGGUAAAUAAUGCAAAAGUAUGUAUUUAUAUUUACAUACUUAAAUCAAUUUUGUAACACCAAAAAUAAUUUUCAAUUAAGACAUUUUUUUUUGCUCUUUGUGCCCUUAGAAAGAUUUUACACAGAGCAAAAGCUUAUACGUAAUAUGUUAUAAUAACUUUUUCCAAAAAAAAGUGCAACAGAAAUAUCGAAAUGAGAAGUAGCUCCUGCGCGACUUGACCUUCGUAUAUCUCGAAAUGGGGAUUGAAUAAAUUUAAAAUUUAUAUGCAUUAAAUUUGAUUAUUUUCCUCUGAAAAUAUGCAAAAACAAUGUAAUAUUAAUAAUUUUUAUUAUUUUGUCUGUGGUCGAUCUUCUGGUGGAAAUGCGCAUAUAUUUUAUAUUUGUAUAUAAAAACAUAUUAUUUACCACAUUAAUUCAGAAAAUAUAAAGUAUAAUAUUUGAAAUAUUAAAGAUAUAAGUACUCUUAAAUCCGUUUAUCAAUAUACUUAUUUUAUUUAUUAAUUUAAAUAACCAUAAUUGUAUUCAUUAUUGGUAAAGGCAGACGAUAACCUUUCCACCUUUCUAUGGGCCUUGAGUGCGUUCGUCUCUGCUGGCUGUAAAUUAAGUGCAUUAAAGAAAAACAAGAUGUGCUAUCAGCGCGUACCACAAAAUGUAUGUAAUAUGACUGUAAAUAAGAUUUUUUUUUGUGGCCGCCGGUUUGUUAAAAAUCCAAAUUUGUCUUCGUCACACUAAUCCAAACGUAAACUUCUAAACGUUUACUUCUAUAAACUUCUAUUAGUAGAGUUUUCCGCUCUAGCGAUAAAUUAUGUGACUCACAUGAUUUGAACCAAAUUUUGUAAGAAUUGAAUAUUUAAUAGGUACAUGUACAUAUAGGCUAAACCGCAAAUAAGUACGUACAGAUUCUCUCUGAUGGUACAAGUCUCCGUUAUAAAUCAAAGUAUUUGAUUCUUUGUUGUACGUAAUGUAUACAUAUAUAUUCAUACAAAUACAUAUAAUAAAUCGAAAAAAAAAAAUAAAAAGUGUCCUUCACCCAGAUCGAAGAGAUCAGCAUUAAUGUAUGCAGUAAAGCUUUUGAACUUUACAGUUUCAUUAUGCUCAAGGUAAACGCAUACAUUCUAACGUUGCUCUGGUGGCAACAACAUAAUAAAAAAUGUUUGUGCAGUUUUAGAAUAAAAUAUUGUUAUUUACUCUCGCAACAAAUAAAGGAAUUUUUAUGCCAUUGCCAAUUGACAGAUGGUUUUUUAUGGCAAGCUUUUCAUAUGAAAACUAUGUUCUAAGAUUUGUUGUUAUACGAGGUUUGUAUUUAUAAAUUGAAUUUAUAUAAAAAUAUGUAUGUACUUAAACUACAUUUCCAUAAUUAGUUAAUGACAAAAGAUUAUAUAUAAAAUAAAACACCCUCGCAGGCGCAUUUCUUAUAGCAUACGUGGGAACAAAAAUAUUUUUAUCUAGGCUUUGAUGUCAUCGUAUAUGCUAUAGUAGUUCGAUCUGAAUAAUAUGUUCGCAUAGUGUAGGAUUACAAUGAACAAUGUCCGACAUUUCUUUCUGAGUGUUACAAAGUUCGUGGCAAAAUUAAUAUAACGGAUAUAAAUAUACACUUGUAGAUAUGUAAUCAUAUCAUACAUAUUAUAUAUGAUUACAUAUACUUAUAUGAUUACAUGUAUACUUAUUUAUGUCGUUAUAUGAAGGGAAGUGGAAGCUACUAUGUUCAAAAAAACAUUGAAUGAUAUUGAACUGUGUGUAUUAAUGAAUGACAGACGAAAAAUAUUUUUAUUUUUAUGAGUCAAGCGAUCGUAUUAAUUAAUGGCAAUAUAGACUUACUAUAGCUAUUUAACUUCACAAACGCAUAAACCAAUAUCUACAGUUUCUUAUACGAAUUACAACAAAAGUAUGAUAUAACGUAAUAAUUUUGCAUUUGCAAAUACUCUUUUUCCAUGCGGUCACAGCGGAAAUAGGAGAGGAAUCAGCAGACGUGAAUAUGUUUUAUUAUACAAAUUGUACACAUUAUGACGCGUCAACUACAAACUCAUAACAACAAUACAAGCAACAAAAACAUGGAAUAAUAUAAUUUACUAUAUUAACACUAUGUGCUAAUGCCGAAUAGGCAACCAGUAAUAACAAUAAAAGCAACAGGCGGUUGUUUUUACACAAAAUCAGCCAGCUGAGCUGUUGCGAGUGCUCAACUCAGAGGCGGCUGCUUGCCUGUUCGCUUGGCUUUUAUUCGGCUACCUCUGUUAGCUGGCUGACGGGCUGGCUGUUUUUCUGCUUGGUUGAUUCACUGACUGAACUGACUACAGCUCUGUCACCGUUCGCCUUUUGGAGCAUCGGCACAAAUCCGCAGUACUUGGAGAUUUCAGUCUAAAAUAACGAUCGAACUGGUGAACAACCGAUGCGGAUAAAAAUUUUAAUUCAAUAAAACUACUGUACUAACGGAAAUAUACGAAAUUCCUGUUGAACGAAAUUUUGAAUUCGCUUUUCGUAGGUACGUCGUUUAUGUGUGUUUUAGUGCUUAUGAUUUGGUUUUAGUUUAUUUAUCAACAAGUGGUUACCUGUGAUUGUGAGAGGUGUAUAUACUGUUUAAAUAUCUAAAUAUCAAUUUUUGUUAUUACGAAAAUACAAAGCAAAACAAGAAACAAAUUCAAAAAUAAAAAAAUAUAUGAAAUAAUUGGCAAUAAUAGCUUCGAAGUAAAAUACAAAUAAACAUACAUAUAUAGCAAUGUUGUGAAAGAAAAGAGAUGAGAAAAUUUGUCUCGCUUUAGGUGAUGCGUUUGUUUUUACCAUAGUGAUCCAAUGCUGGUAUCUUGUUUAUAUGGUUGCUUGUACUCCACCUUCAAAUGUGUUGAAUGCACGAUAAGCAAUAUUGUGAUCAACGAACGACAAAACGACGAGGUGUGAAGUAUUUCUACAGUUUCUUUGCGAUUCAGUCAUAUAUUUUGUGUUCGCUAAGAUUUAGUAGCAAUUCAAAAAUUUACGAAAAAAUACGAUUUUGAGCGAACUUAUUUUGUUUCAUAUGAGAUUCAUAAUACGCACCGCCACAAAAAUACGAAUGAAUAUAUUAUUAUCGAGAAGGCUUUAAAGUGCAAUAAUCACACACACAUACGGAUAUGAACAAGACGAUUACGUGUAACUCCAAACGAUAACUUCGUAUCAUACCGUACCGAAGUUGUAGUACCUAUAACUGCGUUCGUGACGAAAGUGGUAAUCAAAAAGACAUUUGAAGCAACAACACGGUCAGCGUACUAAAUAAAAUUAAUAUUAAACACAGCGCUAGAAAUCAAAACAAAGCAGAAGCUACAUUAAACAUAGCACUGCAGCAAAUCUGGAAGUUAACAGCUGGCAAGUGUAUUUUUCUUCUACAAAUCCAUAGAGAAGUUAUUAAAUUUUACCGGCAUUUAAAAUGGCAACAAACAGCUUAAAAUCAUAUAUAGUUUCCAAAUACGAAGGUUUGUGCAAUUAUAUGGAGCAGGACACAAUUGGCACCCAAGCUGCUAUAUAUGGUACAUCAGGUUUAAUGCUACUGAUUGCAUACAUUAAACGCAAACCGGCAUAUUUGGUGCGCCCUUUCAAAAAACCUUCGCACAUCCCAGAGAAGUUGAUAAAUGAACGUAUUAUGCAUACUGGACUAAUACGUGAUAUACAAAUGAAAGAUCAGGAUACCAUAUUGCUGAUUAGCCACAGGCCGCUGAUACCGAUAUUCGCUAGUAAGGAUAGAGUAUUGCCCGUUAAAUUGCCCGGGAUAAAAGUGAAUGGUAAUGGCAUAUCUUGGUUGCAAUCAUGUAUAGUUGGUCGUCGUGCCACUUUUUUACCGCUAGCAAAAAGUAAAAGUGAUGAUUUUGUUGUGAGUCAACUGUGUUUGGUACACCCGCCCAAAGGUGGACGUCUUAUCGACAUAUCCGAAACUCUAUUGAAAUUAUGUUUUGCACGAUUUGCGCCCGACGAAGCUGCAGCAGUGAAGCGUAAUGCAAAGUACUAUGAUCAUCUAAAGAAAGUGGAAGCGAGCGCAUUGACAAAACAAUCCUGGUUGUAUUGGCUAGCUAAACAUCCAUCACUAUGGAGUAUGCUGCUUGAUGCAAAGGCUAAAAUAUUUUCGCGAAAGUCUUUAUUGCCAGAACUAGUACGCUAAGGAGCCGUAAAUAUUAGCUAACGUUUGCUGUGUAGUAAACAGCGUGUGCAUCUUACAUAACGAUCUUGAGGAAAGUCUGCGAAUUUUAUGAUUUUCGAUUGCGUACUUCUGCAUAGAAACCACUGUGUUUUUAGUACUUAGAAAUUUUAAGUGCCUUCUUUUAUGAAUGCUUGCAUUUGUUUUGCAAUUUUUGUUUAAUGAAUUUUAAUUUUUGACAUUGUAUGUACAUUGCUCCACUCACAAUCUGGCUCCACUUUAAUGUAAAUAAAUACUGUUUAUAAAACGGUAGAAAAUAUAAUUGAAA
Molecule: messenger RNA, 4525 nt
Organism: Bactrocera oleae (olive fruit fly)
Lineage: Eukaryota; Metazoa; Arthropoda; Insecta; Diptera; Tephritidae
Source: RefSeq, a predicted model, not a curated record